AUGUCGGCGCGGCCGUCGUUUCUCCCUCCGCGCGACUCGCACGCGUCGACGUUGCCUCUGCGCCCGCUUCAGCGAUCCGGGUCGCUGCCGGCAGCUUCGCCUGGGCCCUCGAUGCCUUCCGAGGCGCGGCCCCACUCAGAGGGCGCGCUCGCCGCUGCCUCCGCGGAUCUCCCUGCGCCGGAGUCUGUCUCCUCGUCGAGUGCCGAGACUCCCUCCGCGGCCGCCGUCUCCCCCUCUGCGCCUGGCGCCCGCGACAGACACUCAGCAGACAGCAGCCCAGCGAACUCCGCGCGCUCCGUGGACUCUGCGGACUCUGCGGGUUCGCCUAGCGGCGCCCAGCCGCGGCGGAGACCGUCUGACUCGCGCGACGAGGCCUUCAGCAACCGCAGCGAAGAGAAAGUCAAGCUCAUGAGGAUGGAAGAGGCAUCAGAGGGUCGCAGGAACAGCCUUGGAGACGCCACGGCGGAGACCGCGAGCGCAGCCGCCGCAGACCCCCGCGCGCGAGAGAGCUCCCCGCGUCCUUCAGGCGACGCUGACGCGGCCGCUGCCACGGCAGAGGACGCGCCCUCGGCUUCGGGUUCCCGGGCAUCUUCGCCGCGCGCCGACGAGGAAGAGAUCGUUGCCACGUGGGUCGUCGACACCGCGCUCUUGACCGACCGAGGAGACUUCCGCGAGGCCGUGGAGCCUAACGGCGCGGAGCCCGACAGGGCGGAGCCGCCGCGCGAUGGUCGCGGCGCCGGCGAGAGGGGCGAGAGGGGCACGCCGGCGAGUGAGCGGUCUGCGGCAGGCGCGGCGGACUCGAGCGAAGAGGAAGACGAGUGGGAGGACGUCGAAGAGGGCGACAGCAGCGAUCUCCAGAGCGCCAGCGGCAAGAGCGAAGCUGGCGACGCAGAGCCGCGUCCGCCGGGCAUCGGCUGCGCACACUACAGACGGAAGUGCAAGCUCGUCGCGCCUUGCUGCGGAGAAGUAUUCUGGUGUCGGCACUGUCACAACGAAAUAAAGUCUGAAGCUGAGCGAGACUACAAGAAGGCGCACGACCUCGAUCGCUACGCCGUGACGGAGAUCAUCUGCGCACUCUGCGACACGCGGCAGUGCGUGAGCAACACGUGCGUUCAGUGCGGCGCGGCCUUCGCGGCGUAUUUUUGCAAAAAAUGCAACUUUUGGGAUGACGAAGGAGUCACUAAGGAGGUCUAUCACUGCGACGACUGUGGUCUCUGCCGCACGGGCGGUCAAAGCAACUACUUCCACUGUCAGACCUGCGGCAGCUGCUACUCGACGCUGAUUCGCGAUACUCACAAAUGCGUCGAGAAAGCGAUGCACCAGCCGUGCCCCAUCUGCUGCGAAAACAUGUUCACGAGUGUGCGACAAGUUCACGUGCUCAAGUGCGGCCACACGAUGCAUGCGGAGUGCCUGCGACAGCUGAACUCGGAGUGUCUCGGUUUGCAAGCACUGCGCUGUCCGCUCUGCUGCAAGAGCCUCGGAGAGUACGGAAAGAUUUGGGAGCGGCUUGACGAAGAGGUUGAGCGAACGCCGCUGCCAGACGAGUUGAAGCGAAAAGCGUUUGCGAAGUGCAACGAUUGCGACGCGAAAACCCAAGUCGACUAUCACAUUGUCGGGCUCAAAUGCGGAAACUGCGGCGGCUACAAUACGCGCGAAGUGAACCCGUGA
Besnoitia besnoiti is the source of this 1668-nucleotide messenger RNA. RefSeq names its product CHY zinc finger domain-containing protein. Gene Ontology annotation, biological process: ubiquitin-dependent protein catabolic process; protein ubiquitination. The record is from RefSeq and is a predicted model, not a curated record. Bases 1 to 1668 code for a protein of 555 amino acids. The transcript has 8 exons. Gene Ontology annotation, cellular component: nucleus. Lineage: Eukaryota; Apicomplexa; Conoidasida; Eucoccidiorida; Sarcocystidae. Gene Ontology annotation, molecular function: zinc ion binding; ubiquitin protein ligase activity.